CCGAGUUAACCAGGAUGUGAAGCGGCGACUCGAAACCGCGCUCCGCCGAGUCGAACAACGAUUUUACCUCGCUUGGCUGCAAGGCUUUGGCCCGCACCACGAUGUCCGCCGGAAGGUUGUUGAUCUCGGUCGCAAACUGCUCAGCCUCGCCGGAUUUAGAGGCGAAGCUGAUACGAUCUCCGCGCAGGUGGAUUGCUAUGGCUCGCCCGAUCCCCCGAGAAGAGCCUGUGACAAUGGCGACUCGGCCGACCAGGAGCGUCGGAUCGUGGAAAGACGCUCAUUUCUUCUGCAAUCUGGGCAUCAAGAUCCACUACAGGAUUCUUCUUGAAACUUCUCGGAUAAGAAGAAGUUUAGUUUUCUUCGGUCAUCGUACAAAGCGCAUUUUUUUCGUUAUCAGGGAUUUAGGAGAGAAAAUGGGCAGAAUUCUCAGUUCAGUGCUUAGACAAGAGUUGGGGAAACUUGACAUAGAUCCUGACAACCACAAGACGGCAAUGAGAGCUUUGAAAUCUUAUGUUAACGAUCUUGAUGCUAGGGCGAUUCCGUUGUUUGUUGCCCAACUUUCAGAAACAAAAGAAACAGGUUCUGAGCCCGGAGAGUUCACUGUUUCCCUCUUUGAGGAUCUUGCCCGUGCCCACGGUGUCAAAAUUUCCCCUCAUACAGAAAACAUCAUGCAGGUGAUCAUAAGGACAUUGGCCUCUAGUGCAGGUUCUUUUCCCCUUCAACAGGCUUGUUCAAAGGUGGUAUCAGCUAUUGCAAGAUAUGGGAUUGACCCUGGAACUCCAGGAGACAAGAAGAAGGACAUGAUUCACUCUCUUUGCAAGCCAUUGUCAGAUUCACUGCUGGAAACACAAGGGCACCUUGCCUUAGGAGCUGUUGUUUGCUUGAAGGCUCUCAUGGACUGCGACAACUGGCGAUUUGCUUCAGAUGAAAUGGUGAACAAGGUGUGUCAAAACGUAGCUGUCACUCUGGAAGUGACUUCGAGUGAGACUAACUCUUAUAUGGCACUUGUCAUGGCUCUUGCCAAGCACAACCCUUUUAUCGUCGAGGCAUAUACGAGGUUGUUGGUGCAUUCAGGACUCAGGAUUCUGAAUGUAGGUGUUGCUGAGGGUAAUUCUCAGAAGCGGCUUUUGGCAAUUCAGAUGUUGAACUUCCUGAUGAAGAGUUUAGAUCCCAAGAGCAUGUAUUCUGAGAUAGAGUUGAUACUCCAAGAGAUGGGGAAGUUUCGAAAAGAUCCAAUGCACUUUGUCAAAAUGGCAGCUUAUGAAGCCAUGCAAACCGCAAAGAGAUUAACAGGAGAGACAGGUUCAACGGUUGACAGUGCUGUUGAUUCAUGCACCGGAUCAAAUUUCAGCGUGGGGAACCAUAAUGAUAGAAUCUCGGUUAGUGCUAAAGAAGGGUCUAUCAAGUCCAGAUCACAUGAUCCGCAACGCUUACGUUCUUCUGCUAGAGAAGAUUCACCAUGUCUGAGAGAAAAUGCUUCAUACCGCUCUGGCAAUGAUCGUUGGAGUGUAAACCAUAAGCAUGGAACUUGUGCAGAUGUGCAAGCAGAUGAAGAUGAUUUGUUUCCGGGUGCAGCCUGUGGAAGCAUUGUUGCAGGUUUUACUGCGGUGCCACAUGAAUACUAUACUGAAGAGAUUCAUGUGUCACCUGAGAUUCCUAGAAAUGGAUAUCUGCAAAGUUCUAUGCCAUGUCAGAUUCCAAAAUCUCACGCAGAAGCUGAUGACUCUGAUGACAUCUUGAGCCGUCGAAGUGACAUGAACUCUGAGCGUUUCAAGACCGGUGGCUCAAGAAGUUCAAGAAAAAGCACCAAGCCACACUCACAAGAUGGAUAUCCGAGACAUCACCGGCAUGGUUUUGUGCAGGAUCCGUUUGAUGAUGUAAUAGACGACAGAGAACAGAGCACUGAUGGAUCGUCCUCAACAUGUGAUCCCCCUACUACUACUGGUACUACUGUUACAUCUCAAAAUACGGGUGAAGAACCGAGGGCAGACUGGAAUUCUGAGACUAAUAUUCGAAAGGGACGAGGCAAGAGUGUUCUGAGAGUGGGCUUGGGCUUCUUCUCCGUUGCAGUUGCAGGAUUUGCUUCUUUCAUGUGGGUAUAUGUUCGUGAUGAUAUGGCCGUGCAUCAUCUUGUUCCUACAUAAAAAAGUGUUCCCGGCAAGGACAAGACAUUUCUUGGAACUCAGAACUAGGGUUUAGCAGCUUAUAGUGUGUGAGUGUUAGCAUACAGUGUCAAUCUUCCCGUAUAUGGCUUAGAACUAGUGUUGUCAUCUGUUCUUCCCCUGGAAGAAAUAGCCAACGACGUUCCCAAUUUAGAAAACGUUAGCUAACAUCUUUCCCAAAUUCAGCGUUGAAGUGUGCGUUCUCUCUCAUCAGUUUGUGUUACGGCAAUUUCUGAUACAAUUCUUGGCAUAUAACAAAGAAGGAACCAACUCUGUGAGAACUGCAAAAGAUGAAACAGAGAAUCUCAAAGACGAGAUCCUGAUUAAUGUCAAAAUAGCCCAUAUAAUUCUUUCCACUAAACAAACCUGUAACUUCAGAACUCAAAGCCAAACAAAACAAACAGAUUUGACUUCAGGUUGCAGAGACAUUGAAAGCUAAAACCUGAAAGCUUGAGUGUAUACAGACGAGUAGAAGCAAAAUUUUGUUUCUUUAAGAGAGGAGGUAUGAUUAAAAAAAAAAAA
Tarenaya hassleriana is the source of this 2684-nucleotide messenger RNA. RefSeq lists its product as uncharacterized. Gene Ontology annotation, molecular function: microtubule binding. Gene Ontology annotation, cellular component: microtubule. Bases 102 to 2144 code for a protein of 680 amino acids. The transcript is spliced from 4 exons. NCBI's taxonomy places the organism in Eukaryota, Viridiplantae, Streptophyta, Magnoliopsida, Brassicales, Cleomaceae. The record is from RefSeq and is a predicted model, not a curated record.